AUGUCGAACCCCGAACUCGCCAGCGCUUACGCCGCUCUCAUCCUUGCCGACGAUGGCAUCGAAAUCACUGCCGAUAAAUUGAACACCCUCAUCAAGGCGGCUGGUGUCUCUGACGUCGAACCCAUCUGGGCCACUCUUUUCGCAAAGGCCCUCGAAGGCAAGGAUGUGAAGGACAUGCUUGUCAACGUCGGUUCUGGCGGUGGUGCCGCAGCUGCUGCUCCUGCCGCUGGUGGUGCUGCUGCUGCCGGCGGCGCUGCUGCUGAGGCUGCCCCUGCAGAAGAGGAAAAGAAGGAAGAAGAGAAGGAAGAGUCCGACGAGGACAUGGGUUUCGGUCUCUUCGACUAA
Rhinocladiella mackenziei CBS 650.93 is the source of this 345-nucleotide messenger RNA. RefSeq names its product 60S acidic ribosomal protein P1. The transcript is spliced from 3 exons. The record is from RefSeq and is a predicted model, not a curated record. Gene Ontology annotation, biological process: translational elongation; cytoplasmic translation. Gene Ontology annotation, cellular component: ribosome; cytosolic large ribosomal subunit. Gene Ontology annotation, molecular function: structural constituent of ribosome; ribonucleoprotein complex binding; protein kinase activator activity. Lineage: Eukaryota; Fungi; Ascomycota; Eurotiomycetes; Chaetothyriales; Herpotrichiellaceae. The coding region runs from base 1 to 345 and encodes 114 amino acids.